Desarmillaria tabescens is the source of this 582-nucleotide messenger RNA. RefSeq lists its product as uncharacterized. The record is from RefSeq and is a predicted model, not a curated record. The coding region runs from base 1 to 582 and encodes 193 amino acids. The transcript is spliced from 4 exons. NCBI's taxonomy places the organism in Eukaryota, Fungi, Basidiomycota, Agaricomycetes, Agaricales, Physalacriaceae.
AUGAUUACCAUAUUUUUGGAGUACAAAUUGGCAGUAAAGAAGAUGACAGGAGAGCAGGACAAUGGUCUAUAUGAGUACGAACUAUCAAAGGAUGAGUGGGCUGUCAUCAAGGACCUGCAUGACAUGUUACAGAUAACUGUUCUGAAGGAUGUGACCCUCUAUUUUUCAUGCUCAACACCCAAUCUUGCAACCAUAAUUCCUGCCAUGGACCAUAUCGAUAAGGUUUUUGCAACAGCAGCUCUUAACAAUGUCAAAUUUUCACCACCAAUGUGUGCUGCCCUUGCUAUCGCAAAGAACACUUUGAAUGUGUACUAUAAUUGUACAGACAAGUCCAAGGUUUACCAGAUUGCUAUAGACCUUGUCACCAGUGAGUUCAAGGCCAAGUACAAGGACAAGACACCCAAUGUGAUAGAGGUCAAUACACCAGAGGUACCAAGCAGAGAGAGUAGGAUCGCAAAACAUUCCCAGAAUAUGUUUGAUAAUUUAGACAGCACCAGACCACCCAAGCAUGAAAAGCUUCAGGAUGAGCUCACACAAUACUUGUCAACAGAUGUGAAGUUCAUGAGCAACAUUAUUCAAUGA